This is a messenger RNA of Fulmarus glacialis (Northern fulmar), 765 nucleotides long. RefSeq names its product maternal embryonic leucine zipper kinase-like. The record is from RefSeq and is a predicted model, not a curated record. The transcript has 5 exons. The annotation marks the transcript as partial. Lineage: Eukaryota; Metazoa; Chordata; Aves; Procellariiformes; Procellariidae.
UGGAAAUAUGACCAAAUGUCAGCAACAUAUCUCUUGCUUCAGUCCAAGAAGGCUCGUGGCAAGCGUGUUUGCUUAAGGGUUCCAUGUCUAACAGGGCAUGCCAGUACAGCAGAAUCAGCAGGCCUCGAGUCUGAAAAAACUGUGACAUGUGAAGAUGUGCCAGACUGCAGUGAAAUGCCGCAUGCAUUUGGAUCCAUGGAAUUUUCUGAUGCAGCUUCACUGUUUGAAGAAUCUCCAUUAGAAGAAUUUAUUCUAAAUACUCGCAGAAGAAAGCAGCAUUCAGGGCAUGAUGCUCAACUGGAUGAUAAGGAAUUCACACUGUCAACUCCAGUGACAAGAAAAGUGGCAUCAAAGAAGCAUGAAAACAAAGAGAAUAUAGAUACAGAGUCGGCUUUAAGAAAUGAAAUGCCCUUUGCGUUUCCUGCUCCAAAGACUCCUUUUGCGAAGAGUCAGAUUGAGAUGCAAGUACAAACUAUACCCUGUCAGGCACCUGCCUUCAAAGAAAGCCAGAUCACUACAGUCACCCCAAUUAAGAAACCCACAAACCCAACAAACGCAGAUGAAUUGACAGCAGCUGAGGUUCUUCCUGAAAGAAGGUGUCAUUCAGUGGAAUUAGAUCUCAACCUGGCUCACGUGGAUAGCAGCCAAAAGAAGAGAAAAGCCAAAAUAUUUGGAAGUCUUGAAAGAGGCCUCGAUAAAGUGAUCACAAUGCUUACGCCAAGCAAAAAGAAACGAUCCACUAGAGAUCAUCCAAGGAAACUUAAG